Molecule: messenger RNA, 3390 nt
Organism: Panthera uncia (snow leopard)
Lineage: Eukaryota; Metazoa; Chordata; Mammalia; Carnivora; Felidae
Gene: AMD1
Product: adenosylmethionine decarboxylase 1
Exons: 9
Coding region: 326-1330 (334 amino acids)
Biological process (GO): spermidine biosynthetic process; spermine biosynthetic process
Cellular component (GO): cytosol
Molecular function (GO): putrescine binding; adenosylmethionine decarboxylase activity
Source: RefSeq, a predicted model, not a curated record
UAUGGCCGGCGACAUUAGCUAGCGCUCGCUCUACUCUCUCUAACGGGGAAACAGCGGACUACAAGAGACUGAACUGUAUCUGCCUCUAUUUCCAACAGACUCACGUUCAACUUUCGCUCACAAAAAAAAAAAAAAAGCCGGGAAAAUUUUAUUAAUCCUUUUUUUAAAAAAAGUUAAUAUAAAAUUAUAGCAAAAAAAAAAAAAAAGGAACCUGAACUUUAGUAACACAGCUGGAACAAUCCGCAGCGGCGGCGGCAGCGGCGGGAGAAGAGAUUUAAUUUAGUUGAUUUUCUGUGGUUGUUGGUUGUUCGCUAGUCUCACGGUGAUGGAAGCUGCACAUUUUUUCGAAGGGACCGAGAAGCUGCUGGAGGUUUGGUUCUCCAGGCAGCAACCCGACGCAAACCAAGGAUCUGGGGAUCUUCGCACCAUCCCAAGAUCCGAGUGGGACAUACUUUUGAAGGAUGUGCAAUGUUCAAUCAUAAGUGUGACAAAAACUGACAAGCAGGAAGCUUAUGUACUCAGUGAGAGUAGCAUGUUUGUCUCCAAGAGACGUUUCAUUUUGAAGACAUGUGGUACCACCCUCUUGCUGAAAGCACUGGUUCCCCUGUUGAAACUUGCUAGGGAUUACAGUGGGUUUGACUCAAUUCAAAGCUUCUUUUAUUCUCGUAAGAAUUUCAUGAAGCCUUCUCACCAAGGGUACCCACACCGGAAUUUCCAGGAAGAAAUAGAGUUUCUUAAUGCAAUUUUCCCAAAUGGAGCAGCAUAUUGUAUGGGACGUAUGAAUUCUGACUGUUGGUACUUGUAUACUUUGGAUUUCCCAGAGACUCGGGUAAUCAGUCAGCCAGAUCAAACCCUGGAAAUUCUGAUGAGUGAGCUUGACCCAGCAGUUAUGGACCAGUUCUACAUGAAAGAUGGUGUUACUGCAAAGGAUGUCACUCGUGAGAGUGGAAUUCGUGACCUGAUACCAGGUUCUGUCAUUGAUGCCACACUGUUCAAUCCUUGUGGGUAUUCGAUGAAUGGAAUGAAAUCGGAUGGAACUUAUUGGACUAUUCACAUCACUCCAGAACCAGAAUUUUCUUAUGUUAGCUUUGAAACAAACUUAAGUCAGACCUCCUAUGAUGACCUGAUCAGGAAAGUUGUGGAAGUCUUCAAGCCAGGAAAAUUUGUGACCACCCUGUUUGUAAAUCAGAGUUCUAAAUGUCGCACAGUGCUUUCUUCGCCCCAGAAGAUUGAAGGCUUUAAACGUCUUGAUUGCCAGAGCGCUAUGUUCAAUGAUUACAAUUUUGUUUUUACCAGUUUUGCUAAGAAGCAGCAACAACAGCAGAGUUGAUUAAUAAAAAUGAAGAAAAAACGCAAAAAGAGAACACACAUAGAAGGAGGUGGUGGCUGCUUUUUAGAUAUUGAUACCGGGGGCCGUGCUUUCCAUAACCACCACCUUGUAGCUGCAGAAAGCCCUAGAUGUAAUGAUAGUGUAAUCAUUUUGAAUUGUAUGCAUUAUUAUAUCAAGGAGUUAGAUAUCUUGCAUGAAUGCUCUCUUCUGUGUUUAGGUAUCCUAUGCCACUCUUGCUGUGAAAUUGAAGUGCAUGUAGAAAAAACCUUUUACUAUAUGAAACUUUACAACACUUGUGAAAACAAUUCAAUUUGGUUUACGCACAAUGUAAUAUUUCUCCAGGUAUCAUCCAAAAUUCCCCACAGACAAGGCUUUCGUCCUCAUUAGGUGUUGGCCUCAGCCUAAUCAUCUGGGACUGUUCUAUUAAAUUGCUGCCAGGAUUUUACAUCCAGUUACCUCCACUUUCUAGAACAUAUUCUCUACUAAUAGUACUGAAACCAAUUUCUACUUCAUACAGAUGUUUUUUGCAACAGUGAUUAAAGUUUAUCUUCCACGAGUCGAGUCCUCUUCAGAAAAUGAUUGCAGUUACCCAUUUUGUGUAUUACUAUUUUAACAUUAUUGCUUCCUGUACCUGUACUUCCUUUAAUUGAUUUCAUUCCUUGCCAUGGUGUCUUGCCUCCCGACCCCUCCCCCCCUCAAUAAAGCAAUAUACUGUUACACUGUGGGUUUAUACUAAUCUUAUACCCGGGAGGGGGAAGGGGAAUGGACCCUGGGCUUAAUUUUAUUUAAAGGUCAAAGGAGUUUGUCCUCCUUUUAUAUUGGCGUGGACUCUUUUGGGAGAUAGUGACCAAAAUAAACAUGGUGAUUAGCAAAGAAGACACAUAAAUUUUAUUAGGGUAUACUGGCAGAACUGUUCCAGAAACUGUAUGCCAUUCUGUAUUCCCAUUAAUGAGAUUAGCUUCUCAUGAGUACCAUGCCUUUACUAACUUGCUAAGUGGUUGUGUAAAAGAAUUUUUAUCGCUAAGUUUAUUGGCAAGGAAAUAAAGAUAAAGGUUGUAUUGGAUUUAGUAAGUCAUCUCAGAUGAUUUACCUUAACUUUUGCUUUUAGCAGCUAUCUCCAAUAAUUUUCAUUCACAGUAUAUCAUAAACUUUGGUUCAAAAUGGAGUCUGUCUUUGCCAUGUUAUGACUUAAAGUUCUUUGACUUUGUGUGAUGCAUUAUGAUGGUGUUCUGACUUCCUGGUGUUCUUUCACCAUGGUUUCAUAGGAUCAAGUGAAACUUCCCCAACUGAGAACUGUUCAGGGUAUUCAGACAUACAGUGAAGCAGAAUGCUAUCCAUAAGACAUAAAAUUCCAGACGUUUAUGGGAAAUGACUAAAAAUACAGGCUUUGAGGAGUUGGCAUCUUUUAGGUAUAUUUGCAAAUACUGGGAUAUAAGCAGCUGAGAAAAAGCAAAGUUGACUAAAUUUUGUAUUCUUGUCCUCAAAUUUUUUUGAUUCUUUCUGGAUUGUUGCAGUGAUGUUUUUUUGUUCCUUCCGUAUUUAUAAAUGAAACACUUUUUUUAGUGUUUCUAAACAUAAAAUCUACUUGGUUUGAAAUCAAGUGGUUGGAACACAAAUUUUGACUUUUAUUUUAAGCAUGUUGAUUCAAAGUUUCAUUGAAGAAACUUUCAGUCAAUGGAUCAGUUUGAUUCUGUAAUUAGCACACAGUACCUAAUUAAUGUUUUGUACUGUUUGAGGACCAAUGCUCAAAGUGGAUUUUGUUCUUGAACAGUGUCCCAGUAGAUUUGAUGACAUUUGUUGGCUUGAGGUCUGAUUUUUUUUUUUUCUAAUAGAUUUAAGAUUUCUAUCUAAUGUUGAAAACUGCACAAAUUUGUAUGGAAUAAAGCCUAGAAAAAUUAAAACUGUAGAUUGAAUAGUAAUCAAAAUUAAUCCUAGUGUGUAUGAUGGAGGAGGGAAAAUUUUGGUGCCAUAAUUUCUCUCUUCGUGGUGUUGGACUUAAAUCAGUUGAAAUGUAUUUCUGUACCACAAUUUAAGCUUCAAUAAAAGUUUGCUUAAUUCAU